CGCCUGUCUUUAAAUUUCUAGAGAUGUAUAGGUCUUCUUCUUCUUCUUCUUCUUCUUCCUCCCCGUCGUCCUCCUCCUGAGCCUUCUCCACCUGUAAAUUAUCAUCCAUCUUUGCCAUCUGCAAUCGAAAUGGCUCCAGGUGAUCGCCAGCGGCAUGUGAUCAUCUUCCCGUUCAUGGGUGCAGGCCACAUGAUCCCCUUCGUAGACCUGGCCAUGCUGCUCUCUCAACGUGGCCUGGCGGUCACCAUCGCCACCACGCCGCUCAACGUCGCCAGAAUAGAGUCCACCAUUGCCCACGUCAAGGCCUCCGGUCUAAAAAUACAGACGGCCCAACUGCGGUUCCCUUCCAAGGACUACGGGUUGCCUGAGAACUGCGAGAAUUUCGAAGUGCUAACCAACCACGAAAUGGCAGUGAAGUUCUUGGUCUCCCUCAAGAAUCUGAAGGCCCCAUUCGAGAGACUGCUGCAAGAGUCGUCUCCCGACUGUGUCGUGGUAGACGGUUUCUUCUACUGGGCCUUGAAGGUUGCCCGCGAGCGCAAAAUCCCAGGCAUCGUCUUCACCAUCACCUCCUGCUUCUCUCGCGUUCUGCUCGUCCACCUUCACAAUCUCAGGCCGCAGGAGAGGGUGACGAGCGACUCUGAACCCUUCUUGGUGCCUGGUCUUCCUGACAAGAUCGAGCUGACCAAGGCCCAGCUGCCGGAUUCCCUGGGCUUCAGGAACACGAGCCACCAAUCUGAGAUGAUGGAGAUGUUGGAAGGGAUGGCGGCAGCCGACGACGAGAGUGACGGAAUUGUUGUAAACAGCUUCGAUGAGCUGGAGCCUACCUACUUGCAGUUUUACAGGGAUCACGUAAGGAAGCCCCUCUGGACUAUUGGACCAGUUUGUCUGUGUCACAGUAGGCAGAGAAGUCAGAGAGGGAAGGAAUCGGCCAUUAACGAGGCGGAGUGCUUGCAGUGGCUGGAUUCAAGGAAGGAAAGAUCUGUUCUUUACGUCUCGUUUGGUAGUAUUUAUAACCUGUCUGAAGCCCAGUUGCUGGAGAUUGAGAUGGGUCUCAAGAAUUCAGGAGUCUUCUUCAUCUGGGUGAUCAAGGGUCCAGCUGAUGAUGACAAGUUUGCUCAUGGUUUUAGGAAGGAAGUAGGAGAAGCGGGAUUGAUAAUAAGAGAGCAGCACUUAAAUGAGAAGCUGGUAAUCCAGGUCCUUGGCACUGGAGUGAAGGUUGGAAGUGCUGUUAUCUCCAUGGCUUUAGGGGAGGAAAAUCAAGUGGAGGUCGUUAAGAGGGAGUGCAUCGAGAAGGCGAUAAGAAGAGUGAUGGGGGAUGGACAGGAAGCAGCUGAGUUGGGAGAAAGAGCCAGGAGGCUCGGAGAGAGCGCAAGGAAGGCCAUGGGAGAAGGUGGUUCUUCGUAUCUGAACUUAAGUCGCUUUGUUGAAACUGUCAAUGGCUAUGAUCGUUAGCAUUUGCAGAUCUAAAUAUAUUUUGUUAUCAGGUUAUCUUAUCUUGUUUGAUGUUGACCUUUUCCGACAACCUCAUUGAAAAGAAAACUCAAAUUUUGAAUAAUCAAGGAUGA
Messenger RNA from Nymphaea colorata (pocket water lily), 1565 nucleotides. RefSeq names its product UDP-glycosyltransferase 73C3-like. Bases 130 to 1452 code for a protein of 440 amino acids. The transcript has 2 exons. The record is from RefSeq and is a predicted model, not a curated record. Lineage: Eukaryota; Viridiplantae; Streptophyta; Magnoliopsida; Nymphaeales; Nymphaeaceae. Gene Ontology annotation, molecular function: UDP-glycosyltransferase activity.